AUGAAGUUCUUUUCUCUUCUGAAAAACAACAACGAUGUCAGAUUCUCUUCGUCCUCAUGGCCCUGGCCCUCUUGCCACCAACCCAGAACCCUCUCAUUUAGAGCCUCCAACAUCAAUAAGGACGAAGUUUUCAAAGGCACCAAGUCAACCACGUCGUUCUUCACGGACUCGCCUAACUCCGGCAGCUUCUCAACUGCUUCCGAGAUAUCGCACGGUGUGGACCCCACCGAGACGGUCAUUCGUGGCCUGCAUUCGGACCGACUUUUCUUCGAACCGGACCAGACCAGCUCCAUAUGGGAGGCCAAACUCGCGACCCUUGCACCAUUCAAAAACAGCGUAGUUUUCUCCGUGGAUUCGAAGCACCCUUACGUGGAUUUCCGGAGGUCCAUGGAGGACAUGAUGGCUACGCACAACGUCAAAGAUUGGGAGGAUCUCGAGGACCUUCUCUACUGGUUCUUGAACGUCAAUGCAAAAAACACUCACCGUUAUAUCCUCCGAGCUUUUGUUGAUUUGUUGUUCACUCUCGCAGUUGCUUCUUCUUCUAACGACAUUUGUAGUAGUAGUGGUAGUAACUCUUCUCUCUCUUCUUCUUGUAGCAGUCGCUGUGCUUUUUGUUUUGAAAAAGAAGAAGAGGUUGAAGAAGAGAUUACACCAGCAUCAUCUUCAUCUUCAAAUUUCUGA
This is a messenger RNA of Sphenostylis stenocarpa, 681 nucleotides long. The record is from the annotation of a GenBank genome assembly. NCBI's taxonomy places the organism in Eukaryota, Viridiplantae, Streptophyta, Magnoliopsida, Fabales, Fabaceae.